AUGACAUCCCUCCUGUCAACUACGGCUGCGUUUCUUGUGACUGCGAGCAUAGCAGCAGCAGCAGCGAAUGGAACAGGCAAAAGAGGUCUUGUAUAUAAUAACAACAACGUUUACGGGGAUGCGACCUACGCAAAUGACUUCUUUGCUAUUUCUUCCCAAGUGACCUGGGCGUAUGACUGGGGCUAUCCUUCACACAAUCUUUCAUUAGUUUUUGAGUUUGUCCCUAUGCUUUGGGGAUUACCCUCCGGCGACGCUCCAGAUUGGACGGAUGCAGUACAAAUGGCUGGCACAGUGAACAUCCUCGGUUUCAAUGAGCCAGACCUCACAUACUCCGGCUCUUCCAACCUCCUCCCUGCGGCCGCUGCUCAACGCUACAUAACCUAUAUGGAGAGGUUGAGAAGCACCGUCCGCAUCGGUGUCCCCAAUGUCCUCUGGAACAACUACGACAGCACAUCGUCCGGCGGCGACUACAGCUCCCGAGUAUGGACAAGUUAUUUCAUGGGUAACUGCACUGACUGCCACUUCGACUUUGCAUGCAUUCACUGGUACCAGGACUGCGAACCUGGAAACAGUGAAUCUGGUGCCGAUUGGUUCACUAGUAAUGUCACCGAUGCUUAUAAUACAUUGCAGCUGCCCCUAUGGAUCACGGAGUUUCAGUGCUAUGGAAAUGAUGAUCAGCAGGUGAGUUUCUUGCAAAGUGUGAUGCCUUGGUUGGAUACUCAGGAUUAUGUUGAGAGAUAUGCUUACUUUGGGGUUUUCCCUGAUUAUUUGCUCGAUGAUGCAGGCGAUGCGCUCAGCGCGGCGGGACACGCAUACAUAUCAUCAUAA
Talaromyces marneffei is the source of this 828-nucleotide messenger RNA. RefSeq lists its product as uncharacterized. The transcript has 2 exons. Gene Ontology annotation, biological process: fungal-type cell wall polysaccharide metabolic process. Gene Ontology annotation, cellular component: fungal-type cell wall. Lineage: Eukaryota; Fungi; Ascomycota; Eurotiomycetes; Eurotiales; Trichocomaceae. The coding region runs from base 1 to 828 and encodes 275 amino acids. The record is from RefSeq and is a predicted model, not a curated record.